AUGUCAUCUCGCUAUGCAUCCUCACCAGGCCGCGGCCAAUUAGGGCGCAGUCGUAUUAACAGCUCCGCUGCAUCUUCUGUGAUCACCAAGAAGAAACCUGAGCCCGAAGGAAAACAUGAGUCAGCAGAGUCAGAUGUUGAUGACACUCCCCAAACUUCCGGCGAGAAGCGAAAGAGCCCAGAGUCGGAGCUUGACCCGUCCAAUCGACCUACUCGACGAACAAGACCUUCCCCAGAGUCAGAGCGCCUCUAUAAUUCUCUGCAGAGCCAUGAUUCGUUGCAGUCCCAUAAUGCAAAGGCACAAGAGACAUCAGACCCCGCAGACGUUGCCAGGGCACUUCCAGAGGAGGCUUCCUACAAUUCACGAAAGUCCCGUAGGACGCUAGAGAAUCUGGAUUUUUUGCAGUUCCACGAUGCCCUGAAGUCCGUAGAGACAGAGAGCGUGCGGGGGCCCGAAACUACCAGUAGUGCAGGGUCCAUUGUAUCGCCUCAAAACCAAGCUUUCGCCAACUAUCGAGAAGGUGCUGGACACAGCGCAACUACUAUUGAAGGUAUUUCACCCCCCGUACCCCUGGCUCAAGAGCCCCAUGGAGGGGACUUAUGGGUGCAUCAUGAACCCGUAUCUCCACCCAAGUCCUAUCUCUCCGGGAAAGAACAACGUUUGAAUAAUAUGCUAACAGCUGUGGGCCAUUCUCGCAGUGUACGGUUAAGAAAUUUGAGCAUUUCAUCACCUCGCCCUCCUGUUCCUAAUUCUGAAUCUUAUUUAUCCAUGCAGUCUCGAGCCCCACCCAAGAUGGAUCCAGAAAAGCAUUCAAGGCUUGCCAUUGGGAUGCCUAGGAAUGUGAAACCUUCCAGUGAACUAAGCGGCAAGCCCCCAACUUCAAGUCCUGCAUUUACUCCGAGCUCAAAAACUUCUCCAGAAGACCUCUCGCCUCCUAGUCCCGUGGGAAGCCCACCGAAUAUCAACUGGGCUGCCAUGCAAAUUUUGACUCGCUUAUCUAUCGGACAUACGGACUCCGUGGAGAAACAUUCGCCGUUCCAUGUUCACCCUCCAUCGCACCCUAAGAAGACACCUCGUGCUAAAGCAACAUCUUUUUCUCGGCAGUCUAAUCAAGAUAGACCAGUAGAUGGAGGGGUAUAUCAAUCGGUCAAAAAGGUGUUUGGCUCAUUUUUGGGAGGACUUCCAAAGCUUCCUCUGAUCAACUUGAUCCCUGUAUUUAACAACACGGUGAACGUGCCUGAAGUCGAAAUACCGCCUGCCAAUCUGCCACCUCUCAAUCUCCGUGCAGAAAUAUCAGGAUAUGAUUCUGCAGACAAUGUGUCGAAUGACUAUACCAAAAAAGAAACAAUGGGACUAAGAAAGAGGUCAAUCCAUUUCGAAACGAACAGACCAAAGUCAGAAGCCGAAGAGCUUAAACAGUUGAGUGAAAGGAAAAAGAGACAAUUGGAUGAGAUCGAAGAACUAGAAGUGGAGAUCAAUUGGUUAAUGGAAUUUGGAACAGAACAAGAGGAGAAAGUGGGAGAAUUGGAAGAAUUGCUCGAGGAACUAGAGCAGGAAAGGGAUGAUUUGGAGGAGAAAAUAGGGAAUAUGAUGAAUGAGCUUGGGGAGCUUAGGGAAAUUAGAGAUGAUCUGACGAGGGACUUGAAUAGAGGAUGGGCGGGGCAGGAUAGACUGAACAGGAGAACGUGGGAUACGAAAGGGGAUACGAAAGGGGAGGGAGGUCAGAGCUGGUCUCGAAGAAGAAAGAAUCUUUCGGAUGGAUCUAGUCCGACAAGAUAUCAUGAGAGGCGUUAG
Messenger RNA from Penicillium longicatenatum, 1794 nucleotides. RefSeq lists its product as uncharacterized. Bases 1 to 1794 code for a protein of 597 amino acids. The transcript has a single exon. Lineage: Eukaryota; Fungi; Ascomycota; Eurotiomycetes; Eurotiales; Aspergillaceae. The record is from RefSeq and is a predicted model, not a curated record.